AACAGCGAGUUUGAGUUGAGCUUACUGAGUUAAAACUCUUGAAACAAACACGACUGUUCUUGUCUGUGCGUUGUGUUUUGAUUUUCUCUGUAUGGAUUUGUUUUUCUUCUUAUGAUAAUCCAACCAUUUUGUCAUAGAAUUUUCGAUGUAGUUUUAACACUUUCCUCUAAUGGAAACGUUUGAGUUUUCUCAGAUCUAUGAAUUUCAUCUGUUUUUCAACCUUUUUUCAUCGUUGUAAUCAUUUUGAGGACGAUCACUGAACGGAAAGAGAAACAGAAAAUUUCCUUUAUUUCUGGAGAAAAUUCGAGUUCCUUCUCCCUUUUGUCUUUUAAUCUUAAUAAUCUCAAAGUAAAGAGUUGCAAAACAAUCCCAUUGACUUUUGUAAUCAUUUUCUAAUCUCUCUGUACUUAGCUGUUGUAUAUCUUUAGAUCUGGUCUCAUUUUUAAGGAUUUUAAAUAUCCUUGGAAGAUUCCCUCUGAAUUAGAUCUGGGUUUUUAUUUAGCCAAGGUUUGUCAUCCUUUUAUAAAAUUUCUCGGUACAGUUGUCAUUUUUCCGCGAAAGUUGUUUUCCAGCAGAAGAAAGUUGUGGGUUGGGGAUUGAAUGCUGAGAAAAAAGAUGAAUUAUUUUCCAGAUGAGGUAAUAGAACACGUGUUCGAUUUCAUAACGUCACAUAAGGACCGAAACGCAGUGUCUUUAGUGUGUAAAUCAUGGUACAAAAUCGAAAGAAUGAGCAGACAAAGAGUGUUCAUCGGAAACUGUUAUGCGAUCAGUCCGGAGAGAGUGAUCGCCAGGUUUCCGGAGCUCAAGUCGUUGACCUUAAAGGGAAAACCACAUUUUGCGGACUUCAGCUUGGUUCCCCAAGAUUGGGGCGGGAUUCUUUACCCAUGGAUUGAAGCUUUUGCCAAGAGAAGGGUCGGGUUGGAGGAGUUGAGGCUGAAGAGGAUGGUGGUUUCAGAUGAGAGUCUCGAAUUGCUCUCGAGGUCGUUCGGGAAUUUCAAGGCCUUGGUUCUUGUUAGCUGUGAAGGCUUCACCACUGAUGGGCUGGCUGCUGUAGCUGCUAAUUGUAGGUCUCUUAGAGAGCUUGACUUACAAGAAAAUGAAGUAGAGGAUCAUAAAGGCAACUGGAUUAGCCGCUUUCCUGAAAGUUGUACUUCUCUUGUCUCCCUGAACUUUGCAUGCCUCAAGGGAGAUAUAAAUUUGGCGGCUCUUGAGAAACUUGUAGCAAGGUCGCCUAAUCUCAAAAGUUUGAGGUUAAACCGGGCAGUGCCUCUUGAUGUGCUCCAAAAGAUACUGAUGCGAGCUCCUCAACUAGUGGACUUGGGUAUUGGGUCCUUUGUACACGAUCCAGCUUCUGAUGCCUACAACAAAUUAAAGGCUACCAUUCUGAGGUGCAAGUCAAUUAGGAGUUUGUCAGGUUUUUUGGAGGUCACUCCUCGUUGCCUGCAAGCUAUUCACCCAAUUUGUCAUAACCUAACCUCUUUGAAUCUGAGCUAUGCCCCUGGCAUUCAUGGAAAUGAUCUGAUAAAGCUUAUUCAGCACUGCAGGAAACUGGAGCGAUUAUGGAUACUGGAUUGUAUUGGAGAUAAAGGAUUGGGAGUUGUGGCUUCCACUUGUAAAGAGUUGCAAGAAUUGAGGGUCUUCCCAUCUGAUCUCCAAGGGGGAGGCAAUGCUGCUGUAACCGAGGAAGGUCUGGUUGCCAUAUCUGCUGGUUGCCCAAAGCUUCAUUCAUUGUUGUACUUCUGCUACCAGAUGACUAAUGCUGCUCUCAUAACUGUGGCAAAAAAUUGUUCUAAUUUUACUCGCUUCAGAUUGUGCACCCUUGACCCUGUAAAACCUGACCCUGUCACCAUGCGGCCUUUGGAUGAAGGUUUUGGGGCAAUUGUUCAAUCUUGCAAGCGACUAAGGCGAUUAUCACUCUCAGGACUGUUAACUGACCAGGUUUUCCUUUACAUUGGAAUGUAUGCUGAGCAGCUGGAAAUGCUUUCAAUUGCUUUUGCUGGGAACAGUGACAAGGGAAUGCUUUAUGUCUUGAAUGGGUGUAAGAAGCUUCGCAAGCUAGAAAUCAGGGACUGCCCCUUUGGUGACACAGCACUUCUGACGGACGUGGGAAAGUAUGAGACAAUGCGAUCCCUUUGGAUGUCGUCCUGUGAAGUUACCCUUGGAGGCUGCCAGACACUUGCGGAGGAUAGGCCAAUGCUCAAUGUGGAGAUCAUAAAUGAAGAUGGUCAAAUUGAUUUUAGUGCUGAUGAAAAACAAAAAGUAGGGAAGAUGUACUUGUAUCGAUCAUUGGUUGGGCCAAGGAAAGAUGCACCAGCGUUUGUGCGGACUUUGUAAAUUCAACCUCUGUGCAUCUGUGUAAGCCACCCAAUUGUUUCCUUGUUUUUAGUAGUUAUGCUUCUCUUAGAUCAGUUGAUUUUUAUGGAUUUCUAGGCUGUUGGUGAUUUUAGUUGUAUGCACUCUUUUGUUUAAUUUAUGAGAGAUUUGCUAGUAA
Mangifera indica (mango) is the source of this 2491-nucleotide messenger RNA. Its product is annotated as protein AUXIN SIGNALING F-BOX 2-like. NCBI's taxonomy places the organism in Eukaryota, Viridiplantae, Streptophyta, Magnoliopsida, Sapindales, Anacardiaceae. Gene Ontology annotation, molecular function: protein binding. Gene Ontology annotation, cellular component: SCF ubiquitin ligase complex. The record is from RefSeq and is a predicted model, not a curated record. The transcript has 3 exons. Gene Ontology annotation, biological process: SCF-dependent proteasomal ubiquitin-dependent protein catabolic process. The coding region runs from base 601 to 2334 and encodes 577 amino acids.